Molecule: messenger RNA, 2989 nt
Organism: Micropterus salmoides (largemouth bass)
Lineage: Eukaryota; Metazoa; Chordata; Actinopteri; Centrarchiformes; Centrarchidae
Product: serrate RNA effector molecule homolog
Biological process (GO): primary miRNA processing; mRNA processing
Cellular component (GO): nuclear body
Molecular function (GO): nucleic acid binding
Source: RefSeq, a predicted model, not a curated record
AAUAAAGCUCACCGGAAGUGUCGUUGGUUCAGUGUGCAGCUCUCGGGCUGGCGGCGGGACGGUGCUGUUAGCUGACGCGGUUUCUUCUCGGUGUCUAUAAGCUGCGGGGCUGCAGUCCAAUGGGAGACAGCGAUGACGAGUUCGACAGGAGGAGGCGGGACAAGUUCAGGAGAGAGAGGAGCGACAUGGAGCGGUCGAGAGAGAGGGAGGAGAGGCGGAGGGACGACUGGCCCGACAGGGAGUGGGACCGCGGAAGAGAGAGGAGGCGGGACUACGAUCGUGGUCGUAGAGAGAGAUUUUCUCCUCCCAGACACAUCAGCCCUCAGCACAAGCGCAUGAGGAGAGACUGGGACGACCACCGGGGCGAGCCGUACCGCUACGACAUGCCGUAUGGAGGAGGCGGGGGUCCGUUUCCGGGUGCGGGACCUCAGGGCUGGCACCCCGACAUGCCCCACCUUCACCCACACCAUGCAGGGCACCCGCUGCAGGGCAGGUUGGGGAUGAUGGAUCCAGAUCUCCCUCCUCCUGGUCCUCCCACCAUGCGGAGCUUCAAGGAGUUCCUGUUGAACAUGGAGGACAGCGUCGACGAGACGGAGUCGGUGAAGCGCUACAACCAGUACAAACUGGACUUCAGGCGACAGCAGCUGCAGGACUUCUUCCUCCAACACAAAGACCAGGAGUGGUUUCGCUCCAAGUACCAUCCCGAUGACAUCACGGCGAGGAAGGCGGAGUCUCUGGCCGCCCUCAAGACCCGGCUGGGCGUCUUCCUCUUCCUGCUGGACAACAACUGGCUGGACAACGUGUCGCUGGACAUGGAGCACGCCCCCGCCAUCAUCAAACUGCUGGACGCAGCCGUAAUAAAGAUGGAGGGAGGUACGGACCUGGACCUGCAGGUCCUGGAGGUGCCGGCUGCUCCUGCAGCAGCUGGAGGGGAUGCCAGCAGCAGCGGCGCCGGCGGUGCGGUGGCAGGUGGAGGUGGCGGGGAGAAGAGUCAGGGAGAUCCCAGCAGAGGAAACGGUCAGACCGGCUCGCCGUCGACGAGCAGUCGGACAGAGGCGACGACCAGCGGAGAGGCGGGCGAGAUAAAAGACUCCGAUAAGGACUGCGAAGAAGAAGCCAAGCAGAACGGAGAGGAGAAAGACGAGGAAGAGGAGGAGGAGGAGGGGGAGGAGAAGAAGGAUGAAGAGGAGGAGGAGGAAGAGAAGACGGCUAAGAAAGGCAGGAAGAGGAAACGCAGCGUGUCUGCUGACAGCGGCGAGGGCAGCGCCUCAGACUCUGACUCCUCCCACUCUGAUGGGGAGAAGGAGGAAGACGAGGAGAAGGACGAAGAGGAGGAGGACGGACAGGACGAGCGGCGUAAAGAGCGAGGGAAGGAGCGAGAGAAGGAGACACCAGCGAAGCCCCGCCCCCUCCACCUCACCACCUCAUUGUUCAUCCGAAGCAUCCCGCCAGAGGUGUCCAAGGAGGAGAUCACUGCUUUGUGUCGCAGGUACACGGGCUUCCUGCGGGUGGCGCUGUCUGACCCUCAGCCUGAGAGGAGGUUCUUCAGGCGGUGCUGGGUGACGUUUGACCGCAGUGUGAACAUCAAGGAGACGUGCUGGAACCUGCAGAACAUCAGGCUCAGGGACUGUGAACUGUCUCCGGUGGUCAACAGAGACCUGUGUCGACGCGUUCGCACCGUGAACGGCCUGACGCACCACAAACCGGUGGUGAGGAACGACAUCCGGCUGUCGGCCCGACUCGUGCACAGUCUGGACCAGAAGGGGGAGCUGUGGGCCGGACAGAUGGAGACCAACCCGGUUCUGAAGAACAUCACAGACUACCUGAUAGAGGAGGUGAGCGCCGAGGAGGAGGAGCUCACAGGGGCCUCGGGGGGCAACGGUGAUGACGCAGGGGAUGGCAAGGACCCCUCCUCCUCUGAGGUUACCGUGGAGACGGACGAGAAGCUGCUGAAGGUGCUGGACAGGCUGCUGCUCUACCUGCGUCUGGUUCACUCUGUAGAUUAUUACAACUUCUGUGAAUAUCCCGCGGAGGACGAGAUGCCUCAUCGCUGUGGGCUGAUCCACGUACGAGGACCCCUGCCUGUAGCCAAGAUCACUGCGGCCGAGGUGAGCGAGCAUCAGAGGAUGUGUGAGGAGCGUCUGGCUCCUCUGCUUUCUGCUGCUGAGACUCUGACUGAAGAAGAAGCUGCCAGGCUGGGCAAGAAGGAGCCGGAGCAGGAGGUGGAGAAGUUCCUGUCAGCCAACACUCAGGAGCUCAGUAAAGACAAGUGGCUCUGUCCUCUGAGCGGUAAAAAGUUUAAGGCUCCAGAGUUUGUCCGUAAACACAUCCUGAACAAACACGGAGACAAGGUGUCCGCCGUCAGACAGGAGGUCGUGUUCUUCAACAACUUCCUGCUGGACGCCAAGAGGCCCGCGCUACCUGAGAACAAGCCCCUCCCACCACCCGCACAAGCCACUCCCCCUGGUAUGCCAGGAUUUCCUGGUCAGUCACCGCAGCAGCAAAGCCUUCUGGGAUAUCCACCUGGAGUCAGACCGCCUAUGCCCGGCUUUCCAGGCGGCGGACCUCCCUACCCCCCCAACCAGUUUGGGGCGGGGCGUGGUAACUACGACAACUUCAGAGGGCAUUUAGGAGGAGGCGGCGGCGGCGGAGGAGGAGGAGGGGGGUUUCCUGGGAAACAACGAAACAACAGGGGCAUGCGAGGCGACCCGCGGUCCAUCAUCGAGUAUAGAGACCUGGACGCCCCUGACGACCUCGACUUCUUUUAAACACAACGAAGCGAAACCACACAGGAUGUUUUUUUUUAAACCUUUUUUAUUCCUACAUUUCCCAUGAUUCUUUUCACCGUCCCUCCGUCAUUUGUUAAUGUCUUUAAUUUUUUUAGUGAGGUGUGUGUGUCUGUGUCCAUCGGCAGGACCAACGUUGCUUAAAGUCAUUAGUGAAGUUGAACUGAUUCCACUUUCCAAUAAAGAUUCAGCGACACUGACGA